UUCCAUAUUUUAACGAUUCGAUAUUUUGUCCGGACACGUCAAUUUUUAGCGCUCAACUGUCCAUUUUUAAAGUUUAUCAAUCCUUGGCGUAAUGUUAUUAAUUUACAUAUUUUUUUUAUUCAAAAUUUUUUUUUGUUUUUCGUGACGAAAUUUUUUUUGCUGAAAUUAUUUUAUUACAACCGAAAAAUAUUAAUUUAUCAAAAUUGAUUUUCGCCGAUAAUUUAUCUUAAUUUCUGUCUUCUAUUAAUUUAUUUCUCCUCAAUCUUUUUAUAAUUUCUCCCCAAUUAUCUAUACAUAUAUCAAUUUCUUUACAUGUAAUCGUUCCAUUUUUAUUAAAAAUAUUCCACCUCUUUUUGGUUGCGGGAAUAAAAGUUCGCUACUUUUUGUCCGCAACUCUAUGUCCGCAACAAAAAAUCCGUAAUUUUUUAUACGCAACUUUUAUGUCCGCAACUCUAUUCCGCAAUUCUUAUUUUUCGCAAUUUUUGUCCGCAAUUUUCAUUUAUUUUUCAUUUUAUAAUUACUUACAAUAAUUUUUAUUUUUAUUUUUUUCAGAUUAAUUUUAAAUAAAAAAAUUCUUUUCUUUAUUUAAAUAAUUUCUAAAAAAUGUCUCUCGAAGAAAAAUUUCAAGCAGCAGUUGAUAUUGUUCAAAAAUUGCCUAAAGAAGGUCCUCUACAAACUUCAAACGACCAAAAACUUAAAUUCUACUCGUUGUUCAAGCAAGCUACAAUUGGAAAUGUUAACACUGAGAGGCCUGGAAUUUUUAGUCUUGUUGAACGGAAGAAAUGGGAUGCUUGGAAAGCAGUUGAAGGAAAAUCUAAGGAAGAAGCGCAACAGGCUUAUGUUGAGACUUUAUUGGAAAUGUUUGAUGAUAUUGGCGAGAAGUUCAACGUCGGUGAAUGGCUUGCUAAAUUGGAUCCUUCAAUUAAAUCAAAUUUGGCUAUUCUUGGCAAAAAUUAUUGACGAGGAGAGGGAAAUUGAGAGAAGAUUCUGCGUGGAUUUUCGGUUU
This is a messenger RNA of Meloidogyne enterolobii, 1006 nucleotides long. The record is from the annotation of a GenBank genome assembly. NCBI's taxonomy places the organism in Eukaryota, Metazoa, Nematoda, Chromadorea, Rhabditida, Meloidogynidae.